Heteronotia binoei (common prickly gecko) is the source of this 792-nucleotide messenger RNA. RefSeq names its product osteoclast associated Ig-like receptor (gene OSCAR). Bases 1 to 792 code for a protein of 263 amino acids. Lineage: Eukaryota; Metazoa; Chordata; Lepidosauria; Squamata; Gekkonidae. The transcript is spliced from 3 exons. The record is from RefSeq and is a predicted model, not a curated record.
AUGGAUUUUUUCCUGUCUCCGGCAGAUCAUUACCCGAGGCCAUUCAUCGCAGUGAGUCCUGGUACUGAGGUCUCUACAGGGCAGGACUGGACAAUCCGCUGUUGGGCUCCAUUGCCAGGGGUGGCCUAUGUCCUCUACCAAGGCAGGGACUUCCGAAUGGAGGUUACCCCCCGGGGAGACUCUUACAUUGCUGAAUUCUUCUUGAAGAAUGUCUCCGUGGCUGACACAGGCAGAUACACCUGCUAUUACCACAGCAUUGCAGAACCUUUCAUCUGGUCCAAUGCCAGCAACCCAGUACAGCUGAGAGUAACAAGGGAAGUCCCUAUUUACCAGGAGGUAUGGCUGGACUCUGCAGGGAGAUAUCGCGUGAAUUGCUCAGCGCCGUCCAAGAGUGAAGGCUGGUUCUAUCUUUACCAGGAUGGGCAGCUGUUUGCUGAGACCAGAGCUUGGCAAGAUGGCAGCACUGCCAACUUCAACCUCACUGAAGAGGCCCUCAGUACCAUCACAGGAGAGCUGAGCUGUCAAUACAGUUUAAAUCAGUUCAAUGACACUGAUGCGUGGACGCAAGAUUCCCAUUCCAGGAGCACUGAUUUCACCAAGGCCAACAUGUUGCGGCUUGGACUCGGGGCUGGCAUCCUUUUAGCUGCUCUACUGUUUGUAGCUGAUGCAUACUGGAAUGAGAGGCGGCAGGAGGAUCAUGAGCCAAGCGAGGGGAUCUUAGACCAGCAAGAUCCCAGUGGACUGAUGGAGGCUCCACUGUGCAAAACUUCCUGCCCUGCUAUCUGUGUUUGA